Oreochromis niloticus (Nile tilapia) is the source of this 1115-nucleotide messenger RNA. It is a transcript of the gene arl16, whose product is annotated as ADP-ribosylation factor-like 16. The transcript is spliced from 6 exons. The coding region runs from base 113 to 643 and encodes 176 amino acids. The record is from RefSeq and is a predicted model, not a curated record. Gene Ontology annotation, molecular function: GTP binding; GTPase activity. Lineage: Eukaryota; Metazoa; Chordata; Actinopteri; Cichliformes; Cichlidae.
ACUUUGUCCAAUAGUUGCGACGUCUGCCCGGUCACGUGAACGUCGCCAUGGUGCCAAGUGAGGCUACAGCUAUACGCUACGAGUUUAACUAUGGUUCUGCAGAAAAACCGGCAUGACCAGCAAAGAAAUGUGUUUACUCCUCGGAGCGACCGGUGUUGGUAAGACGUUGUUGCUCAAACGUCUACAAAAGUUUAUCGUACAUGGUUUAGAUGAAUUAGGGACACCACCUUCAACUCUUCCCACAGUAGGAACCAAUCUGACAGACCUGACCGUGAAGAAGAAGAAGGUGACUGUGAGAGAGCUGGGAGGCUGCAUGGGCCCUAUAUGGCCCAGUUACUUCAAAGACUGCUCCUCUGUCAUUUUCAUGGUGGAUUCAGCCAACAUUGCUCAGAUAUCCUCCUCCUGUAUCCAGCUGCUGUCAGUACUCUCAGCUGAGCCUCUGAGCAAGGCCUCUGUGCUUAUUCUCUUCAACAAGAGGGACACGCCUUGCACUAUGAGCCUUAUAGAGAUAAAGUCACUGUUCAGGAUGGAUGACAUUGUUGCAUCUGCGACUCAGCCAAUCACAACACUGGAAGUCAGUGCCAGAUCUGGAGAGGGACUUAAAGAGGUGAUGAGCUGGCUGGAGUCCGUCACAGUCAAGUGACAUACGCUUACUGACUACUUCAUUAGAUGGUCAGAGGAGAAGGAGACCAGAGGGGCUAAGAACAGGAAACAGGCUACAGUUUGCACAGGCUAACCAAAGUUAGACAUCAAAGAAUUGAAAAAUGUUGCCUGGUCCAGUGAGUGUCAGUUUCUCCCGGGAAUUUGGAUGGUAUUGUUACAAUUUGGCAUAAAUAAAAUGAAAGUAUAGAUCCACCCUCCCUUGUAUCAGAGGAUCAGGCUGGUAGCGGUGUAAUGGUGUGCCAGAUAUUUUCUUGGUACCCUGCACCCAGCAGGAUAACGCAGUAUGUCACAAAGCUCCAGUCAUGAACUUGACAAUCAGUUCACUGUACUCAAAUGGCCUCAAGAGUCACCAGAUCUCAAUCCAGUGGAGCACCUUCAAAGUCUGGUGCAAACUCACACCAUGGUUGUGCACAUGACAAAUCUGCAGCAAGUGCAUAAGACUGUCAAGUCAA